UUUUUAAAACUGUUUCAACGAUUUAUAUCAAUGAAUAUUUAUUAUAGGUACAUGGAGAAAAUGUAGUUUUUAUAUGGCUGGUAGAGAGUAUGAAUUGUACCUCCAGAAAGAGGAUGUCAAACAGGAGAUCAGAAGGGAGCUGAAAAUCAAAGAAGGUGCUGAGAAUUUGCGAAGAGUUGCAACAGAUGCCAAAACUAGAGGCAGUGUAAGCAACAUACUUCAGAAGACCGAUGCAAAUCUACGCAAACUUCAGGAGGAGCUCAAUGAACUACAUGCUCAAGUUGCUCAAGAGACAGCAGAAUUCAACCACCCUCGCAAGAGUUACAGUACCGGCUCACUGGGCGUUGUCUCAGAACCCAGCGCUACUACCGCAGAAAUAGAGGCAGCUCUUAACGAUGUGGAAAAACAAAUAAUUCUGGAAACCAAGGUGAAGCAUGGAGCGGAGAAGAUGUUGAGGGAGCAUGAGAACAGUGGUAAUAAAGCUGUGAUUAACGAUACAGAACAAAUGCUAGCUGAUAGUAAACAGAAAAUUGUAGUUUUACAGAUGAAUAAGUUGAGGUUAGAGACGAGGCUGAACCACAUAGGACUGCACGUGACGAACGCUAAAAACUCUAACGAUGAGGAACUACCACCCGGCGGAACGACAGACAUACAGCUGGCUGCUCGCAUAGAGGAGAUCAGACACAGGAUACAAAUUGAAAGUAGGGUAAUUGUGGGGGCUAAGAAUAUCGUGAGAACGUUAAGUAGUACUGGAGGUAAAAACGCAAAUGAACAGAUCAAAAAAACCAUCGCUGAGGCCACGUCACAGGUGGAGGAGAGUGAGAGGAAAGUAGAGUUGUUCAGAGUAAGUCUGGAGGAACUGCUGGGUAUGGUCAGUGAACAGGCUCUCAGUAAGCGGAAACCUAGAACUGCUCCUUCAGCUCUUACCGGAACGCUGAAGAUCAAACUGGCGGGUAUAACAGGUGUAUACGAACCUCCUGACAAACCCUCGACUAAGUCCAUAUUCAAAAGGAAGAUCAGUUCCAGCUCUGAGAGCAAGAAGAAUGUUCUGGAUGGAAGAAACAGCGUCUCUGCUUCAGAUGAUUGCAGAUGUGCGUUCAAGUUGGACAAUAAUCUACAGUACCAGAGCGCAUGGAAAACACCACAUAAAACAUGCUACGACGAGCAGCACUCAUUUGAUCUGAGCAAGUCUCGAGAAUUAGAAGUGGAUGUAUAUUGGCGGCACUAUAAGCCCAUGGUGGGUGUUCUCUUCGUCAAACUUGAAGAUUUUCUCGACUACGAAAAGCGACUUAUUGAACUUCCGAUCGAGCCUUUUGGUACACUAUAUAUAGAAGUUACAUUCGAGAAUCCUGUAGUGGACCGGGCAGCCGGCAGAAUUAGACUUCAAAGGCAAGGCAAAAUAUUCCCCAAAAACAAAGCUGCAAGGAAUAUCCUGCGAGUCAACCAACUUAACACAAAUGUAACAACAUGGGCUCGUUUUCUGAAGAGAGCAAACGACGCGCUGGAAGGAGAAAGUAAUAAUCACAACCGGAUGGCCACCGAUAAGUCGCAUUUGGCAGUUAUUGUGGAUCAGACUGAGGAUCCUAACCUAAUACUCAAAAGGAGUCAGUCGACGCCCGCCCCUGUAAAGGGCAGAUCUAGCGAGAUCAUAUCAGACGGACAUGAGUCCGAUAACGGUGUCCAUUCUACUAUACCUGAGAUAACUUCCCCAGUUAAAAUAUUGCCAGAAAGUAUUCAAAUAUCAGACUUCAACUGCUUGUCUGUGCUUGGACGGGGACAUUUCGGUAAAGUUCUACUAUGUGAAUAUAAAAAAGGCAAAGAAGUGUUUGCUAUUAAAGCUCUGAAGAAGGGAGAUGUCAUUGCUAGAGAUGAAGUCGAAUCUUUGCUGAGCGAAAAGAGGAUAUUCCAGAUAGCGAAUCAGAACAAGCAUCCAUUCCUUGUGAACAUGCAUGCCUGCUUCCAGACAGAUUCCCACGUGUGUUUUGUGAUGGAGUACGCGCCGGGCGGGGACCUCAUGAUGCAUAUACACACGGACGUGUUCAGUGAGAGCCGCGCGUGUUUCUACGCUGCAUGUGUCGUGCUCGGGCUCCAGUAUCUCCACGAUAAUGCUAUUGUUUACAGAGAUCUAAAGUUGGACAAUUUGCUGCUGGACUAUGAUGGAUACGUGAAGAUGGCUGACUUUGGCUUGUGUAAAGAUGGCAUGCCCCAUGGUGCCAGAACCAGUACUUUCUGUGGAACCCCCGAGUUUCUUGCUCCUGAGGUAUUAACAGAGACAACGUACACGAGGGCAGUUGAUUGGUGGGGACUGGGGGUCCUCAUAUUCGAGAUGUUGGUUGGAGAGAGUCCCUUCCCUGGGGACGAUGAAGAAGAAGUGUUUGACAGCAUCGUCAACGAUGAGGUACAUUAUCCCAAAUUCCUAAGUAACGAGAGUGUUGCUAUAAUGAGGCGACUCUUAAGACGAGACCCUGAACGGAGGCUCGGAGCAAGUGAAAAGGAUGCUGAGGAUGUGAAGAAACAAGCUUUCUUCAGGCAGAUUGAUUGGGAGCAGCUCCUAGCCAGGAGGAUUACUCCUCCUUUUAAACCAAUUAUUCGAGGAAAAUAUGAUGUGAGUAACUUUGACGAGGAGUUUACGCAAGAAGAUGCGGUGCUGACGCCGCCACGGGACGCGCGCCCCAUCACGGCCGCCGACCAAGACCUCUUUUCAGACUUUGACUUUGUCCCACAGUGGAGUUUAUUCCACUGAAUAAGCCGGGUGUUGAGCCGCGCACACGUGCACAGAAACCAGCAUCACGUGAUAAGAUCUAGGCGUGAUUGUUAUUAUUCCUGGACUUUUCUAUAUGAUUGAUUGUCAGAAUUGAUGUUAAAUGAAAUUAAACUACAUAGCAUCAAGGUAACCUCGCAGUUUCGACGCGAUUACAGGUCGAUGAUCACAGGAUCAGUUUUAAUCAUUAAUUUAAGUACGUCUUACAAAUUGAGAAACGUUCUUCACUUAGUUAUUUAAAAGUAACUUUAUUCACUACCGCUUCACUUUUGUACAUGUAGCAGUAACUAAGUUUUUAAUCGUGUUAAAGUCAAGAGUCGAGACAUUAAUGAGCGCAAAUGAAUUUAAAAUAUCAGGCAGAUUUGGCUUAUUUUAUCUUCAAAUGUUUUAAUUUGCCAAAAUAUUGGUUUUAAUGAUAAUAAUCAAAAUCAAAUUUCAAGUUGUAAUAAUAUGAUAACAUUAACGUUCUUCACUUCAAUUGUUAACAGUGUUUAUCUUUCAAGACCUAUGGUGCUCAAGAUAUGAUCUUUAAAAUGUGAUGACCUUGAUUGAUUUUUGGACUGAAAUGAUAUUAAUAAACUGUUUGACGCCACCUUA
Bolinopsis microptera is the source of this 3358-nucleotide messenger RNA. RefSeq names its product serine/threonine-protein kinase N2-like. Gene Ontology annotation, molecular function: ATP binding; small GTPase binding; protein serine/threonine kinase activity. Gene Ontology annotation, biological process: signal transduction; protein phosphorylation. The transcript has 20 exons. Lineage: Eukaryota; Metazoa; Ctenophora; Tentaculata; Lobata; Bolinopsidae. The record is from RefSeq and is a predicted model, not a curated record. The coding region runs from base 74 to 2743 and encodes 889 amino acids. Gene Ontology annotation, cellular component: nucleus; cytoplasm.